UUCACAUUCCCACUUUGCCUUUUUUCCUCGACGCGACAAGCCGUCACACAACAUUAUGCUUUCGCUCUCGACCAUCGCCGCCCGCCUUCGCGCGAUCGCCUUGUGCCCGUGCCUUCCUGUCGGUCUUCACGGCCUCUCGGCGAUGCUCGCGCUUCUCGCGACGAGCUGCAUCGGCCGCUACAUGCAGUCGACGUCCUGCAGCGCAUACGUUCAAGAAAUUAGUGACAUGGAUGCGUUCGAGCUCUCGUUAACUGCAGCGAUUGUCGCCGCCGUGCUCAGUACCGGCGGUGCCUUUGCGGCUGCGUACCGCACCAAAAGCUAUGUGGCGCACCGGCCCGUUGUUCUCGCGUUCACCCUCGCGAGCUUGGUGUUCGUCCUCGCCGCAAACGCGUCGCUGGGCGAUGCGUAUGCGAGCGACCAUGUGUGUGCGUCGAGCCAUCGUAAACAGGAUUUGGUCUUGGAGGUCCGCGCCCUCUGCAACGUCAACUGCGAUGCGCUGCAUGCAAGCGCGAAGAUGGCGGUCUUUGUGGUCAUGGCACUCUUCGCCUCGCUCGUCGUUGGUACGUACCAGCACUAUACGGCGCAGCGCAUCGUGGUCGUCGAGAGCGCUGGCACGCCGACGACCAAGUUUGAGCUCAUGGAGACGCCCCGCAUGACGGACGACGAGACGAUUGUCGUCGCGGUGCCCCUUGAUGCGCCCACCAAGGCUGUCUGAGCGUCUGUCUCGUGUAGUGUCUACCUCUGUUGCAUAAACGACGACACGUGUACGUUGAA
Molecule: messenger RNA, 774 nt
Organism: Saprolegnia diclina VS20
Lineage: Eukaryota; Oomycota; Saprolegniomycetes; Saprolegniales; Saprolegniaceae
Exons: 1
Coding region: 56-715 (219 amino acids)
Source: RefSeq, a predicted model, not a curated record